AUGUCAUUGGCCAUGAUUAGCUCCUACACGCUCCCACGCUCUCAGAGAGCCGUCGUGCAAGGAGAAAAGGGAGAACCAAUACUCGCCAGCGACGUGCCUCUCCCGCCCCUCCUGGAAGCGACAGUAUUGGUGAAGACGGCGGGCUUUGCACUCAAUACCUACGACUAUAAGAUUGGCAGCCUCCAGACGUACCCAGGCGCCAUCAUCGUCAAUGACUUCGUGGGAGCUAUAGUCAAGAUCGCGAACGACACCACAACUGAGCUCCGCGUAGGCGACGUGGUGCUCGGCACGGUGCACGGCUCCAACCCCUCCGACGCGCACAGCGGGGCCUUUGCCGAGUACGUCCGCGCGCCGGCUGACCUCCUGCUGCGGGUGCCAGAGGGUCUCGCCAUCGAGGAAGCGGCGACAUUCGGCCUGGCCUUGACCACGAGCGUCCUGCGCGCUCCGGUUCUCGUCUACGGUGCGAGCACGUCCACCGGCGCGAUGGCGUUACAGCUCCUACGCCUGGCGGGAUUUUCACCCAUUGCCACGUGCUCGCCGCGGAACUUCGACCUGGUGCGCACACGGGGCGCUGCUGCCGUCUUUGACUACGCCGCGCCGGGGACAGCCGAGCAGGUGCGCCUGCACACGGGCGAUCGGCUGUGCCAUACCGUCGACUGCAUCGGAGACAGGGAGUCGGUGGCUUUCUGUCAGGCCGCCAUCGGGCGCACCGGCGGCCGAGUCGCGCGCCUGGAAGUGUGUCCGGGGGCGCUGCGCACCCGAAGGGCUGUCAAGGUCGAGUUGGUGAUGGCGCUUGAGGUUUUCGGGAAGGAGGUGGCGUUGCCGGAACCCUACUACCGGGCGGCUAACCAGGAGAAACACGAUGCGGAAGCGCAUUUCUUCACCGUGUUCCAGAGACUGCUGGACGACGGGAAGUUGAAGCCGCAUCCCGUGCAGCUGGUUCCCGGUGGCUGGAUUGGGGUAUUGGAUGGGCUUCAUCGGUUGAGAUCUGGCGCCAUCUCGGGCAAGAAGUUGGUCGUCUUACUCUAA
Molecule: messenger RNA, 1029 nt
Organism: Anthostomella pinea
Lineage: Eukaryota; Fungi; Ascomycota; Sordariomycetes; Xylariales; Xylariaceae
Source: the annotation of a GenBank genome assembly